UCGCGCGGCUGCCACUUAAUAAUCUUGGAUAGGAGAACGAACAUUUUUUGCUAAUCCCUAGGAAGAUAUUACGUGCCGCGGACGAGAUGGCGAGGGGCAACCUGGUCCUCAUCUGCGCCUCUUUGAUCGUCACGCAGCUCAUUGCCGUCUCCAGCGAGGAAAUAGAUUAUACUACUAUCCAUGAUGAGCUGAGGAAAUUAGCCGGAAAUUUACGGAAAAAAUGUCUCGGUGAAAACAACAGCAUAACCGACGAAAUACUAGGUGCGGCGGAACAGGGCGACUUCGAGAACAAAGGUUUAGCGUGUUACUUCAAGUGCGUGAUGGAGAAAGGAGGAGUGAUGAAAAAAGACGGCAAGAUCAAUUAUAAGCUCUUGACCAAGAUGUUACCGCCGGCUUACAAACAGAUUGGAUUAGGAAUGAUCGACGAGUGUCGCGAGAUAGAAGGGAGCGACAAGUGCGAAAUAGCUUUUAACUUCAACCUAUGCAUGUACAAUGCGAAUCCUGUGGCGUACUUCGUCAUCUGAACGCUAGCAAUGUGUACGGCAUCGGUAAGAGCUCAGAAUGUCAUCUAUAAAUCUGUUCUGAGAAAAUAAAGAUCUUGACGAUCGUCUCAUAUAUCCCCAUA
Messenger RNA from Harpegnathos saltator (Jerdon's jumping ant), 625 nucleotides. It is a transcript of the gene Obp11, whose product is annotated as odorant binding protein 11. Gene Ontology annotation, molecular function: odorant binding. The record is from RefSeq and is a predicted model, not a curated record. Bases 87 to 524 code for a protein of 145 amino acids. Lineage: Eukaryota; Metazoa; Arthropoda; Insecta; Hymenoptera; Formicidae. The transcript is spliced from 6 exons.